AUGGGCAUCGCCAUAAACCCCAAGGACCCCAACACAUUCGCCUCAGCCUGUCUCGACAGGACUGUCAAGAUCUGGUCGCUGGGCAGCUCGACGCCCAACUACACUCUCGAGGCGCAUGAGACGAAGGGAGUCAACUUCAUUGACUACUACCCACAAUCCGACAAGCCGUACCUCCUCACAACUUCCGACGACCGAACCGUCAAGGUCUGGGACUACACCACCAAGGCCCUGAUCGCAACUCUCGAGGGCCACACAUCAAACGUCAGCUUCGCCGUAUACCACCCCGAGCUGCCCGUCAUAAUUUCAGGGUCCGAGGAUGGCACAAUCAAGAUCUGGCACUCGUCAACAUACCGGUUAGAGCAGUCGCUCAACUACGGCUUGGAGCGUGCGUGGUGUGUCGCCAACCAGAAGGGCAAGAAUGGCAUUGCGCUUGGUUUCGAUGAUGGCGCAGUUGUCAUUACCAUGGGUCGCGAAGAGCCGGCAGUCAGCAUGGACGCUGGUGGCAAGGUGCUCUGGGCAAGACAUAACGAGAUCCUCACCUCGGUCAUCAAGGGAAGCGAUCAGCUAAAGGAUGCUGAACGGCUCACACUCCCCUCCAAGGACCUUGGCUCGACCGAGAUCUACCCGCAAUCUCUCCUCCACUCUCCAAACGGACGAUUCGUCGCUGUAUGCGGUGAUGGCGAAUACAUCAUCUACACAGCGCUAGCGCUCCGUAACCAGGCUUUCGGCUCGGCUUUGGACUUCUGUUGGGCAUCGAAAGAGCACGAUAAGGACUACGCGAUCCGGGAAUCAUCAACCAGCGUCAAGAUCUUCCGCAACUUCAAGGAGAGGAGUGUUCUCAAUGUUGGCUUCUCUGCCGAUGGUCUGAGCGGUGGUGUGCUUCUUGGUGUGAAGGGCCAGGGUGGCAUUGACAGUGUACGGACCGGUUGCUGGGUUGGUGACUGCUUCAUCUACACCAACAGCACUAACCGCCUGAACUACCUUGUUGGUGACCAAACCUACACAAUUUCCCACUUCGACUCACCCCACUACGUCCUCGGCUACCUGCCUCGCGACUCUCGCAUCUACAUCGCCGACAAGGACGUGAAUGUUGUUUCCUUUGCUCUCUCCUUGGCAGUUGUCGAAUACCAAACGCUCAUUCUACGUGGCGAUCUGGAAUCCGCAGACGAACUAUUGCCAACAGUACCGAAGGACCAGAACAACAAGAUUGCUCGCUUCCUUGAGGGCCAAGGAUACAAGGAGAAGGCGCUCGAAGUUGCAACAGACCCCGAGCAUCGCUUCGACCUUGCACUGUCUCUCGGCGAAUUGCAAACAGCGGUCAGCAUCGCCCGCGAGCAAGAUACUGAGCAUAAGUGGAAGACGGUCGGCGACACUGCUCUCGCAGCAUGGGACAUCAAGCUCGCGCAAGAGUGCUUCGUUAAAGCAAAGGACCUUGGAUCUCUCCUCCUUCUCUACAGCGCCACGUCUGACCAGGCCGGUCUGCGCGAACUCGCCUCGCUAGCCGAGAACGCCGCAAGCAACAACGUAGCGUUCUCCGCCCUCUGGCAGGUUGGCGAUAUCCCCGCCUGCACCGACCUCCUCGUCAAGACCAACCGCUUUGCCGAAGCCGUCCUCUUUGCGCAAACGUACAAGCCCAGCACUGCCCCUGCGCUCGUCAAGCAGUGGAAAGAGAGUCUCGAGAAGGAGAACAAGGCCAAGGUUGCGAGGUUGUUGGGCUCGCCGCCGGCUGAUGGCGAGGGUGACGAUGAGAUGUUCCCCGAGUGGGAGGAGUAUCUGAGGCUGGAGAGGGAGGGUGGGACUGUUGAGGAUUUGCUGAUUCAGGAGGAUGAGGGCGAGGCGGAGGAUGCGGCGGAAGAGGUUGUUGAGGAGGACGGGGAGGAAGAAGAGGAGGACGAUGAGGAUGAGGAUGAUGAUGACGACGAGGACGACGAUGAGGAGUAG
Parastagonospora nodorum SN15 is the source of this 1941-nucleotide messenger RNA. RefSeq lists its product as hypothetical. The record is from RefSeq and is a predicted model, not a curated record. Bases 1 to 1941 code for a protein of 646 amino acids. Lineage: Eukaryota; Fungi; Ascomycota; Dothideomycetes; Pleosporales; Phaeosphaeriaceae. Gene Ontology annotation, biological process: intracellular protein transport; retrograde vesicle-mediated transport, Golgi to endoplasmic reticulum; intra-Golgi vesicle-mediated transport. The transcript is spliced from 2 exons. Gene Ontology annotation, cellular component: COPI vesicle coat. Gene Ontology annotation, molecular function: protein binding; structural molecule activity.